Messenger RNA from Cydia amplana, 793 nucleotides. RefSeq names its product COMM domain-containing protein 2-like. The transcript is spliced from 5 exons. The record is from RefSeq and is a predicted model, not a curated record. The coding region runs from base 59 to 772 and encodes 237 amino acids. NCBI's taxonomy places the organism in Eukaryota, Metazoa, Arthropoda, Insecta, Lepidoptera, Tortricidae.
UAAUGUUGCAGCAGUCCAUAAAGGGUAUCCAUUAAAUAAUUGUUAAUAUUAAGUAAAGAUGAUUAUAUUUCUUAGUGAACUACAAAAGGACCAUUUGCGGUUGUUGCAUCAACACUCUACUCAAGUGUUGGUUGACUUCUGUAAACUUGCCAUAGACUUUUUAAAUAAUGGAACUAAUCAGAAGAAAUACUGUAUUGCUGCAGAGAAACUGAAUGUUUCAUCAUCCGCCAUACAAAAUCUUGUCCAUGCAUUGACUUGUUUGAUUGUAGAAGGAUGCAAGCAUAAUUUACUAGAGACGGACUUCAAGUCCUCAUUGGCCAUAGCAGGUUUCACGGAGGAACAGAGUGAGGUAUUAAUUACAUUUUAUAGCACAAAGAAAACUGAGUUAUCAGAGGCUCUGAACGUGCUUCAAGUAAAGGAUCCAAGCUAUCAGGAUUUAAUAUGGAGGUUCGAAAUUCAGGUAGCGUCAAGGAUUACCAAUGAAGAAGUGAGGCCUACUAUUUUAAUGGAUUUUGUGUUAUCAAUGCCUAAACCAUUCGGUAAAAACCAAAACGAUAAGAAGAAUAACCAAGACACGUAUAAAGUUUACCAGAAAACCACAAAUAUGACCAUCCAGAGUGCCAAGACAGCCCGUCAGUGCCAACAUACCAUUCAACACAUCUUACUGCAAUGCAACUUGAUUAACCUCAUGCAUUUAACAAAUAAGUUGGACUUGGCCUUAAAAGAAUCAAAAACGCAACAUGUGCGGAAGGUUCAGAGAGCUUUACAAUAAAUUUUACACGAGUGUAUACAA